Messenger RNA from Styela clava, 766 nucleotides. Lineage: Eukaryota; Metazoa; Chordata; Ascidiacea; Stolidobranchia; Styelidae. The record is from RefSeq and is a predicted model, not a curated record.
AGAUUGACAAUUACUUGCAAGCUUGUGACGUUUCGACGUGUGGAGGAUAAAAUAGGAAAACAAAAUGAGAGACAUGCGCAUUCUUUUUAUUGCCUGUAUCAGUUUUGGGACAGUUCAAUUCACCUACAGCACGAAAGAUCCACUUGUAACAGAUUUGGUGUAUUUCGAUGUUACCAUUGGCAAAGAAGAAGCGGGAAGGAUAGUGUUUGGUCUUUUUGGAAAAGUUGUUCCAAAGACAGCUGAAAAUUUUUUACGACUAGCAGUUCAUGACAAAGGAUACGGAUAUACUGGUAGCAGAUUUACUAAAAUUCAUAAGACGUACAGUAUCAUUGGUGGAUCUUUUACUCAUGGAGAUACCAAAGGAGGAAUUAGUUGGUUUGGUGCUCCAUUUGAAUGUGAAAAUUAUGAUCUACGCCAUUAUGGCCCUGGCUGGGUCAGUAUGGCAAGUGUCGGUAGAGGCGAUCUGGGAUCACAAUUUCAUAUCAUUACUGAAGAACUUUACGGAAUGAGAGCAUGGUUUGAUAAAAGAUACGUUGUUUUUGCAGCAGUUGUGUACGGUAUGGAUUUAGUUCUCAAAAUAGAAAAUAUGGAAACGUAUGGCAUGAUUCCCACUACACCAGUCGUUGUAAAGAAAUCUGGAACUUUAAAACUUGAAAAGCCCUUUAGAGUUGAAAGAGAAUAUAUUACAGACGAUAUCGUUUCGUGGCUAGGGGAGAAAUUAUGGGAUAACUAAAAAUAAAUUACAACACUAAAUUGUCUCGGGGCU